Messenger RNA from Aplysia californica (California sea hare), 5601 nucleotides. RefSeq names its product eukaryotic translation initiation factor 5. Lineage: Eukaryota; Metazoa; Mollusca; Gastropoda; Aplysiida; Aplysiidae. Gene Ontology annotation, cellular component: cytosol. The transcript is spliced from 12 exons. Gene Ontology annotation, molecular function: translation initiation factor activity; eukaryotic initiation factor eIF2 binding; GDP-dissociation inhibitor activity. Gene Ontology annotation, biological process: formation of cytoplasmic translation initiation complex; formation of translation preinitiation complex; translational initiation. Bases 407 to 1786 code for a protein of 459 amino acids. The record is from RefSeq and is a predicted model, not a curated record.
UGCGAUGUAGGAACAUUCUAGGCGAGGUCCACAGAAGUGAAAAACGUCACGGAUCCAAGGCCCUAGGCUUACAUCCGGGCAAGUUCACUUUACAACACUGAAUGAUUAGUGUCCUUACACUUCCUCCAAGCGACGUUGACGCAAUCCCUGAAGGCUCGCUCCCUUGGCCAGCCGCCAUCACUUUGCCGAGAACCGCUGAUCCAGACAGCAUUUUUAUGACUUUAUUGUGUCAAAACGAGCCCUUGGUGUGGCCCUCAGAAAUCAUUGAGGCAAAGUUAUUUGCACUUAGAGGCGUCUCCGCUUCAAAAGCGUUUAUGAAGUUCACAGUCCCCCAGAAACAUCUGAGUAAAAUAGACAGCAGUAUUCACAGAAAGCGCAAACCAAUUCACAUAAACUUUGAAAAGCCAUGGCUCUCAAUAUUGACAGAAGCAACCUGGACCCAUUCUACCGCUAUAAGAUGCCUCGGCUCAUAGCUAAGGUGGAAGGAAAAGGGAAUGGAAUCAAAACUGUGAUUGUCAACAUGACAGAAGUGGCUAAAGCAUUGUCCAGGCCGCCUACCUAUCCUACCAAGUUUUUUGGCUGUGAAUUGGGAGCUCAAACCCAAUUUGACUCAAAAAAUGACCGCUACAUAGUAAACGGCUCACAUACCGAUGAGAAGCUGCAAACUCUAUUGGAUGGGUUCAUCAAGAAAUUUGUCCUCUGCCCGGGGUGCUCUAACCCAGAAACUAACUUGGUUGUUUCUGGAAAACGUGGCACUAUUUCCCAGCGCUGCAUUGCUUGUGGAUACAAUGGCUCUGUUGACAUGAGGCAUAAGCUGACCACUUUUAUUUUGAAGAAUCCACCAGAUCAGGAUCCCAAUGCUAUGACCCCAAGCAAAGGCAAGAAAGGAAAGAAGGAGAAGGGUGCAAAGAAAGAAGAAGAGAACUCGGAGAAGGAUAGAGCAAGUCCAGAAAGCACUCCCAGCACUGCUCAGGAACAGAUGGCCGCCAUGAGGGAAUCUGGAAAAUGCCUGAAUUUGCCAUCUGCUGAUGGGGCUGAUGAUGAUGAGGACUGGGGUGAUGACUUCACUGAGGAGGCUAUCAAGCAGAGAAUGGAUGAACUGUCUGAUGCUGCAAAGGGUUUAGCUUUCACGGAUGAUCUGGAAAAGUCUACUGAAGACCGCCUUCAAAUGGUUUAUGAAAUGCUUAAGCUGAAAAAAGAUGGAGAUGAUCUUGGAAAACCCAAUGCUAUCAAGGAAGUCUUUUCUGAAUCUGAAAGGCUUGAGGUGAAGGACAAGGUUCCUAUCAUCUUAGUAGAGCUGCUUCUCAACGAAAAAGUUCUUCAACAACUUCAGAAAUACAAGAAUUUGUUCUUGCAGUUCUGCCUCAAGAAUCAUAAAGCUCAGAAGUCAGUGCUUGGAGGCAUCGAGUUUCUGAUUGCCAAGGAGUAUCCAGAAGUUCUGCUGCCUAAAACCAGCCACAUUCUGAAAGUGCUCUAUGAUUUAGACAUUGUGGAAGAGGCUCUCAUUCUGGAAUGGGGCAAAAAGCCAACCAAGAAGUACGUGAGCAAGGAAGAAAGCGCUAAGGUUCUCAAGGAAGCUCAGCCAUUCAUUAAAUGGCUGGGAGAGGCCGAAGAGGAGUCUGAAGAUGAGGAGGAUGAUGAAGAAGAUGAGAUCAUCUACUCCAACACACAAAAAGUUGGUGAUGUCACAGUGGAGCCAGUCAAGCAGGCUUCCCCUGCUGCUGUCAAUGGGAGCCACAAGGCUGAGGAAGAAGAGGAUGAUGAUAUUGAUAUUGACGGCAUUUAGAUGACGGAGCUGCUCCUGUGAAAUGAACUUUAUGGUUUUCUGAGAUGACAUGACUGGGGGAGGGGGCAAGAAAAAAAGACUAUUAUCUUUGUUACGGGAUAAAUGUUACCCAGUCACGUAGAACAGUGAUAAUUGGGGUUGUCUCCAUACUUAUCUUUUACCAGAGUCCUACACCUAGCAUGUUUCCUCUCGUCACUAUUUCAGGGACGCGGGCUUUUCAAAGUUUGAGCAGGAGGUGUGUGCCAUAUUGGGAAUAAAAUCUUUUAAAGCCGAGUUGAUUUCAAUAGAGUAGAAGUAACAAGAAGUAAGUUUGCGUGUAGCUCAAGGUUACUGGGGGCAACACCAUAUGUAGGUGCCAUGUUGGACAUGUAGGGGCACUGAACAUCUAUAGCUAUAGUUGUCGGGGGACAUUGAUGUUGUAUGAUGCAUAAUAAUGUUGAGUCGCUUUUCCAAGUUUUCAUCUUUGAGGUCAGGUAUAUAAAGUUGAUUGAGGAGCCACCAAGUAGGGUUUAUUGUUAUUUAUUUUUAUUGGUCAUUUUGAUUUUACUCAUGGACAAGGGUGUGAUAGGUAUCAAAGUUUGUGUUUUUUGUUGUUUUGCUUCUCUGUGCAAGCGUAAAACCUCUUAUGGAGUUGUUCUCUUUCAAGUUUAUCUGCUUUCAUCUUUGACAAAUAGCUCAUGUCUGGGUUUCAACUUUGUUUUGAUGUUGUACUUUAUUAUUGCAGUUUCAUCAGUUGUAUUUGCAUUCCAUUAUAAGACUGUCGUUUCAGCGUAUAUGUUAUUGCAUCUUUGAUUUUAAAAGAAUAUUGUUUCAUCUCAUUGCUUAUUUGAAAGAGACACAGACAUUUAGGUGAAAGAGGAGAGUGAAGGGAAGCUGGCAUAUUUUAUUUUUACACUUACAGGUUGUGGUUUAUGUUUCAAUACGUGUCUGUGGUUCAAUAUCCCUUUCAGACAUUGCGUGGUUAGGCCAUAUUCAUAUUGUUGAUUCAUGCACAGGCUGUAGUGUUUGUUGAUAAGUGUUGUCACUGGGCCGUCUUCCUACCGCAACAUGUUUGUCUUUUCAUUGGAAGAUACAGCUGAGAGAUUUUUUAAAAACCAUCUACAUUCACAACUUUUUAAUUUGCUCAAUUGUAUUUUGAAAAGACUGGCCUCUUUAAACUGGAAAUUCUAAUGAAAAGUAUUUCUAGUGUGUUCGUCCACUAAGUCUUUGACCAGCGGGUUUCACAACAUACUGCGCACAUUAUCGUUCCACUUAUGACCCUUUUUCCUUCAUGGUCGUACAGUUCUUACUUUCGAGGCAGCCCUGUUUUGUUUUGUUGUAAGGUUCUUCUAGUUUUACCACGUGGGUAUGCUGAUUAGAGAUUUUCUUCCACAUUUUUUGGUUGGGAUUACUUUUGAUAAAUUUUGAAAGGCAAGCCCACUCUUGUGUUUCUCAACCUGUGCUUGAGACUUCAGAUGGAAAGUAAUUGGAAUUGUUGGGAUACUUUUGCUUUGACAGGGAAAAUUCUUAAAGGUGUAUAAGUAGGCCUAUAAGUUACUCCUGUUUCAAAUAUUUUUCAGUCACUACAGUAUUUGUUGAAAUUCAUGCAUAAGGAAUGGUCACAGUGAAAGGGUUCUCCCCCCCCCCUCCCCCUCCUUCUCUUCCAACAUAUGAACAAAGGUAGCAAUGCCAAUUGCCCGCUGCGCCGUGGGCCAGAAAUCGGCCUCCGCGCGAGGGGUAAUUUUUGGGCCACUCGGAUUCAGAAGUGACUCUCUUCUAAGUAUAGUUACGGGAAAACUCGUUGGCGAAAAUAAAUGAAACUCUGCAACCAAUCAGAGGAAAGGUUAAACUUACGACCUGCUAGCGUACAAUCCGGACGAUUUCUAGAACCGGAGAAAUUGCAGUGUUUGUGCGAAUUUCCUCUGCGGUUCGAAAACUAAGCGGACCACAGAGGCGCCCCACAUGUCUUCUUUAUUGCUGUAAAAUUUCAGAUCUCUGCAUUUAGUACAUUUUACAUACCAACUUAAAAGGACCACCCAUGCAUUGAUAAAACACUAGAGCUGGAAACUAGAUCAUGCAUUCCAAAGGCGAGGUGCCGGCAUGCAAGAGGCACGUGAUCGCUAGGCGACAUGUGAUUGGCUGCCUAUAACUAAAUAGGUCACCGAUGACUUCAUUGCGGGAUUUUCCGAUACCGCUUUACUGAGUUUACAGUGAGUUUUAGAAGGGGUGAUCGCGUCGCGGUAAAAACGAUGUCACGCAAUUCAACAAAUUUCACGCAUAUAUGUCUGUAAGAUCCAAAGUAAUAAAGACAUCGAAAAAGUGAUAGCAGAACUAGAUUCUGCACUAAAAAUCACAUGAAGAUUCAAAGUUUUAUUCAUAUACUCCAAUUCAUUACUGACUUUUGAACAGUUUUUCCUCAAAAUACAUCAAGACAUGUCCCACAUUUUGGCGAUAUUUUCCUAUAUGGAGGUCCCCCAAAAUUUUGCAAACAAAAAUCCCAAUAACUUUUUUAUUUAUCAAUGGAUUUUUAAAAUUUAAAAACCUUAGUUCUUAGAAUUUACUCUAUUUUCACUUAAGCCUAUUUUUCAGCAAUUUGGAUGAAAAUUUAAUUUUUCAUUGACAUUGCUAAUAAAGGGGUCGAAAGGAAGGAAUGCGUUAAAAAUGGAGACAUGAUAGUCUGUAGGUCUUUUUUUGUCAUAGAAAAACAAUUAUCUUAAUCUUUUAACCAGCCAGUAAAAUCGUCAGCUCUGCUCCUUUUGGUCACAUUUUCAUUACGUUUGAUGACCUGCUGCUUGUUGAGGUGGCUCCAAACUAAGAAGACAGGUCCUGCUCUUGAUAGACAUGGUUUGGGGAACAAUUUGGAAGUGUGAUGUUGUUGCACAACAAUUUUUGAACCAUCAGAACUUGUUUUGCAACUUUGGGAACGGAAAGAUAAUGUUUUAUCAUUUGUAAAUCUUGAGUGGAGCAAAAUUUUUGCAUUUCAUAUGAAUGUUCAUUACUGGGGCUGAACACAAGUGUUUAAAAAAAAGGGGGGGGAUUGGGAAGUGUCUGUGUCUCAUCACUGAUGCUUGAUAUGUUCAUGUUGCUUUGUCAUUUUCUCCACACGUUUUUCUCAUGUGUAAUGUCCUUUGUAUUGUUUUUUCUAACCCCCCCCCCCACAUUAGUGUCCAAACUUCAUAUUGUGAGGUGGUAUAUGUCAAGUUGUUUGUCUCAACACAGCUGAAGUCAAGCUUCUAAACAUUUUUGUCAGAACUCUGGCAGAAUAAUGAACAUGCUACUUGGUAUUUAGCGCUGAAGAAAUGCCCAGUGUUUGUCUGAUACCACAACCAGAAGUAGCUUGGGGCAGUGUGUGUUUUGGUACAAGUGGCCAAGGUCUCGACAUUGACAACACAGAAGUAGUAGGUCACAGGCUUGCAGUGGGCGAGUACUUCAUGUGCUGCUGUAGUGAUUUUGUGAUGGGCUCAUCACCGUGGAUCCUCUCAGUAUAAUGAUGGUUAACAGUGCAAAGGGCUUUUGAUUUUUUUCUGGUUCAUUGGGAAGCAUGGUUCUACUCUGGUGUGAAAUCUUAGUUACUAAUCUUGUUUAAUUUGGACUUGUGGAUUUUCUCCGUCAAGAAACACCACCAGGAUCAGCCACACACAUCCUGGAGACUAAUUUGGUUGGCAGUGUUUACUGGCUCACUGCUUUCCCACUGGAUAAAGGAAUAAUUAUCAUUUGUUCCUCCUCCUGUAUAUACAUCUACUUUUUUUCUUCUUUUUUUUUUUUCUUGCCAAGCCUCAAUGUAAACAGCAGCCUUCUUUAAGCUGAAGCAUUAAAAGCUACUGUAAACUCUGAAA